Messenger RNA from Closterium sp. Naga37s-1, 273 nucleotides. Lineage: Eukaryota; Viridiplantae; Streptophyta; Zygnematophyceae; Desmidiales; Closteriaceae. The record is from the annotation of a GenBank genome assembly.
AUGGCUCAUGACGGCACAAGACCUCACGUGGAAGUUGACAAGGAACAGGGUGAAGAAGAAGAGGGGGAGAUUGGUGAGUCGAUGAUCAUGGGAGAAAAGGGUGAUAAGGAGAAGGAGAAGAAUAGCACGGAGGAGGAUGAGGAGGGAAAGGAUGAUGGCAAGGAGGAUGAGAAGGAGGAAGAGGUGUAUAGAACGGACAAGGAGGAAGAUGGAGACAAGGAAAAAAAAGAGAGCUACAGGAGGAGAGUAGUGAAGAUGAAGAGGGAGAAGUAG